UGCUUCACUUGACAACAUUUUGCAUCCACUGCCAUGGCUUAAGCUGACACUUCUUUCCAUUCAGGCAGCCUCCAGAACCUAGCUGAGGAUGGAUGCCCUGUCGCUGCUCAUCUGUUUCUCGGCCACUGCGCUGAUGGCUUGCCAUGGAUUCAGCGUAGAUACAGAACGACCGAUUAUAUUCCAGGAAGCAGCAGAAGGUUUUGGGCAAACUAUAGUGCAGUUUGGAAGAGGAGCUGAUGGAGGGGUGCUUGUUGGUGCCCCACUCCAGAGGGGGAAUGUGAAUGAAACGGGUAAAAUCUAUAAGUGUGAGCAGAUGCCAGGCAAAUCGGGCAGAUGCCAGGAAGUCCCUGUACAACAUCCCAGUGAUGCUGUGAAUAUGUCACUUGGUUUGUCCCUGUCUGCCUGGGAAUCCAGGUUUUUGGCCUGUGGUCCCAGAGUGCAUCAGACCUGUGGGCAAAACACGUAUCUCAAAAGCUAUUGCUUUCUCCUGGACCAGAACCUGAGGGAGAUACAGCACUUCCCCGACGUUCUGCCAGAAUGUGCAAAACGAGCCAACGACAUCGUUCUUCUGAUAGACGGCUCAGGAAGCAUUGACGGUCAGGACUUCAGACAGAUGAAGACGUUCAUUUCUGAAAUCAUGAAACGCUUACUCAGAGUCAGCUCCAACACACAGUUUGCCUUGGCCCAGUAUUCAAACAAGUAUAAAGAGCACUUCACCUUCAGCCAAUUCCAGAACAACCCGAAUCCUGAUGCUCUCGUUAGAGGUGUUGCACAGCUGAGAGGGGGAACUUACACAGCUACCUUUAUCCAGAAGGUGGUGCGUGAGGUCUUUCAGCCACACAAAGGAUCCCACCCAGGAGCUACGAAGAUUCUGAUUGUGAUAACAGAUGGACAGAAAGAAGGGGAUCUCCUCGAGUACAGUGAUGUGAUACCAGAGGCGGAGACAGCUGGCAUAAUCCGCUAUGCCAUUGGGGUUGGAAGGGCUUUCAGUUUGGGUGCCGCCCGGCAAGAGCUCAACGAUAUUGCCUCCAGGCCCAGCUCAGAGCACGUUUUCCCCGUCAGCAACUUUAACGCCCUGAAGGACAUAGAGAACAAACUUCAGGAUAAAAUUUUCGCCAUCGAAGGUACAGAGUCCCAAAGCAGCAGUUCCUUCCAGCUGGAGAUGUCCCAGGAAGGACUCAGCGCCUUGGUGACCCCCGACGGCUUUGUGCUGGGGGCCGUGGGAGCCUACGACUGGUCUGGAGGGCUUUUCCUAUACGGCAGUGGUGGUGAUCCGAACUUUAUCAAUGUGACCAGCUCCACUAAGGACAUGAAUGAUGCUUAUCUUGGUUAUUCAGUGCAGAUGGUUCAGCUGGGAGGAAGGCGCAGCUACGUGGUGGGGGCCCCUCGCUAUAAGCACAUCGGCCGGGUCGUCCUCUUCAGCCAAGAAAACGGGCAGUGGCAGCGGAAGUCAGACCUGUCUUUGAAACAGACCCCUCAGAUUGGUUCUUAUUUUGGGGCUUCCCUGUGCUCCGUGGACCUGGACCGCAACUCCGACACAGACCUGGUUCUCAUCGGUGCGCCCAUGCACUAUGACGGUAUGGCAGGAGGGAAGGUCUACGUUUUCCAGAGGCAGAUUGGUUCUUAUUUUGGGGCUUCCCUGUGCUCCGUGGACCUGGACCGCAACUCCGACACAGACCUGGUUCUCAUCGGUGCGCCCAUGCACUAUGACGGUAUGGCAGGAGGGAAGGUCUACGUUUUCCAGAGGCAGGGGGAGACGUUUGUCAGCACCCAGGAGUUGCAAGGGGAGCGCAAAUACCCUUUAGGCCGCUUCGGAGCCUGCAUCGCAGAAAUAGGUGACAUAACGGGAGACGGAUGGAUGGAUGUGGCGAUUGGAGCUCCAAUGGAGGAUGCAAAUCGAGGGGCCCUGUACAUCUUCCAGGGACGCUACGGCUCCAUCAACCCGCAGUAUAGUCAGCACAUCCGAGGAUCUCGGUUCCCCAACCAGCUUCACUACUUUGGCCAGGCUGUUGCCGCUGGGACGGAUCUCACAGAAGACGGACUCCCAGACAUCGCGACGGGGGCUCGUGGGCAAGUGCUGCUGCUGAGCAUCACCUUCUCCCCGUCUGUGAUCCCCCUCUCCGCCUUUGAGUGCCAAGGCCAGGAUCAGCUGGAUAAGGAGGUCAGCACGGCAACGGUCUGCCUCACCGUCCGGUUGAACUCUCCGUUUACACCAGCCAAUAGGAUUUCAAGCACCGUUUGGUACUCCUUGGUUUUGGAUCCCGGUCGGAUGAAAGUCCGGGCUGCUUUCGAUAGCGGCUCCUCCACCCUCACCAAUGAGAUGCAGAUGGGCUUGGCUGAGAAGUGCAUGACCUACCGCAUAAAGCUGCCGGUCUGUAUAGAAGACAGCCUCACGCCCAUAAAGCUGCAGCUGAAUUACAACCUAACAGGAGACCCCAUUCCUUCGGCAGACAACCUGAGAGCCAUCCUGAAGGAAGAUUCUCCCCGUCUGUUUGCAGGAUCGCUGCCCUUUGAGAAGAAUUGUGGCCACGAUGGAGUCUGUAAAGAUAUCUUAAAAACCGCCUUUAAUUUCUCAGGCCUAGACAUGCUCGUGGUGGGUCAGGACCUGGAGCUCAAUGUGACUGUCUUCUUCCGGAAUGACGGAGAGGAUUCUUACGGUUCCAACGUGACUUUUGUCUAUCCUUCGGCACUCUCCUACCGGAGGUUCAAAAUACUGCAGUCUAACAGGAAGAACAUGGGUAUUAAGUGCUCCUCUGCCCCUGCCUCAAGGGAGGACUCUUUGAGGAACACCACCUGCAACAUCAACCACCCCAUCUUCCGAAGUGGGGCUGAGGUCAUCUUCACUGUAGCUUUUUCCAUUGACCCUGAAGGAGUUCUGGGGAGCGAGGUGCAGAUCAACGCCACGGCUGGCAGUGAAAACAACAGCCCUGUCACCCGGGACAUGUUUCACCAAGCAGCGCUGCCUGUUAAAUACGCCAUAUAUGUCUCUGUCAAGAAUAUUGAUGACUCAACCAAGUAUGUCAACUUUUCCAUGGGGCACGAAAAUGGAAACCAGACAGUUGAACAUCAUUAUGAGGUGAGGAAUUCAAUUCGGCGACAAGUUCCUGUCUCAGUGACGUUUGAGUUCCCCGUGCAGCUGAACGGGAUGUGGGUUUGGAAUGCAUCUGUGGACAUGUCUACCGAGCAAUUCCACCAGGCUCACUGUGCCCUUGAAAAAAAGACUCCUGGGUCCAAGGAUUUUGUGAAUCAACUCCACAAUCGAGCUGUUCUGGACUGUACUGUGGCCGCCUGCGAAACAAUCCGCUGCAACAUCCUGUCCCUGGAGCAGGGGCGGCCGCUGGAGUUCAGGAUCAGGGGGGCUCUUGGCUUCGGGUGGCUGUCCCAGACCCAGCAGAAGAAAGUGGCCGUGCAGAGCACGGCACAAAUUUUCUACGAUGACACAAAGUACAGCCAGAAGGAGGGCUUUAUAAAGAGCCAGUUGAACACGGUGGUGGAAUACCUGGAGGUCUACAACUACCUGCCUGUCAUUAUCGGCAGCAGUGUGGGGGGGUUCGUCCUCCUGGCUUUGAUCAUCGCUGCCCUGUACAAGUUCGGGUUCUUCAACAGACAGUACAAGCAGAUGCUGGAUGAGGCAGGAGAGGGCGAUGCAGGGGCCGGGCCUCCCCCAGGCAGCGACAGUGGCCCUGGCCCUCAAGCUGCCAAGGCGUAAGGGAUGCCACAACCCCCCUCUUCGCUGGGCUCUCUUCUGGCAUGCUCCGAACACCCGUCAGCCCUAUGGGACCUUGCGCUGAGCAAGUAGGAACAGGCGUCAAGCCGAGGGUGCAUUUUCCCUAUGCGGAAAGCGGUUUGAUACAGGGAAUGAUCACCUACUUGUGUGAGAUUGACAAAUUGCAUCAGAUUGCAACUUCACCUUUAGAUUAGGGUAUGUAUGUUUAUUCUGCACCCAUCUUUGUUUUGGAACUAAUGAGGAACUUGGUGCAGUUUUAAUAAAGAA
Messenger RNA from Gekko japonicus, 3994 nucleotides. Its product is annotated as integrin alpha-M-like. Bases 89 to 3709 code for a protein of 1206 amino acids. The record is from RefSeq and is a predicted model, not a curated record. Gene Ontology annotation, molecular function: integrin binding. Gene Ontology annotation, cellular component: external side of plasma membrane; integrin complex. NCBI's taxonomy places the organism in Eukaryota, Metazoa, Chordata, Lepidosauria, Squamata, Gekkonidae. The transcript is spliced from 31 exons. Gene Ontology annotation, biological process: cell adhesion mediated by integrin; cell-cell adhesion; integrin-mediated signaling pathway.